Syzygium oleosum is the source of this 759-nucleotide messenger RNA. RefSeq lists its product as uncharacterized. The transcript has a single exon. The coding region runs from base 43 to 492 and encodes 149 amino acids. NCBI's taxonomy places the organism in Eukaryota, Viridiplantae, Streptophyta, Magnoliopsida, Myrtales, Myrtaceae. The record is from RefSeq and is a predicted model, not a curated record.
GACCUCGUCUUCUUCUCCUUCGCCACCCAAACACACACAUAUAUGUUCAUAAACCCACACACUCAACAAAACACAAGCAACGACAACUUGUUCAACGUAGCUUCAAUCUUCUCUCACCAGAAAGACGCUGAUAUUUCAAGAAUGGGAAACUGUUGCAGAGCUGAAUCUUCAUCCUCUUCAUCCAUGAUCUGGGCUGGUGAUGAUUGGAACUCGCUGCUUAAUGACGGCGGAGAAAGCAAGAGUGUUCUCAAUGAUGCUGAUGGAGAGAGAGUUUCUUCGUCUUCACACGGGAGAGAGAUCAAGAUCAAGAUCAGUAAGAAGGAGCUAGAGAAGUUGGUGCAGAUAACCGAGGCUCAAGGACUAUCUCUAGAGCAACUCCUGCCUCUUCUGAUUAACAAGAACACAUUCGAUCGUCAUCAGUCGGGUUUCGCGAAGUACGGUGGUCAUCGUUCAUGGAGACCGGCUUUGCAAAGUAUUCCGGAGGUCAUCUAAAAGAAGUUUUCUCAUCCUUUUCUCAUUCUUUUGUUCUUUGUGUGUACAUUUUUUUUUUCUAUUCUUUUGUUCUUUGUGUGUACAUUUCUUUGUGUGUACAUUGGACAAGUCAUAGAUUUAGGUUUUUUUUUCCCAAUAUGUCAUGAUUCUUCUAGAAAUAGUUUCAUAAUUUGCUCUAAUACUAGGUUAUGGUUGGUUUGUGAAAGUGUACUUUUACAUUCUAUAUGUGUUAAUGUUGUACAUAAUAUAAUUGGGAGAUAUUAUUUG